This is a messenger RNA of Staurois parvus, 501 nucleotides long. Lineage: Eukaryota; Metazoa; Chordata; Amphibia; Anura; Ranidae. The record is from the annotation of a GenBank genome assembly.
CGGGCCCUCAGGCCCACAGGGCUCGGGCCCCCAGGCAGGGGGGCGGCCGGACCCCCAGGGGCACUGGGCGGGAAUCGGACCCCAGGACAGCGGGGCGACAGGUCACCGGGCCCCAGGCAUUUGGCUCGAAGCGGCGGGCACCGAGUCACCAGGCACGACAGUGGGCUCCGAGUCAACUGGCAGGACACGGGCACCGCGUCAUCUGGCAAGGCAGUGGGCUCCGAGUCAACUGGUAUGACCGCGGGCACUGGGUCAGACAUUGGAUCGUCUGACUGGACAGCGGGCAUCGGGUCACCAGGCAUCAAGUCAUUUGGCUCGACAGCGAGCACCGCGUCAUCUGGCAAGGCAGUGGGCUCCGAGUCAACAGGCACGACAGUGGGCACCGGGUCAUCAGGUACCGGAUUGUCUGGCUCGACAGCGGGCAUCGGGUCACCAGGCAUCAGGUCAUUUGGCUCGACAGCAAGCACCGCGUCAUCUGGCAAGGCAGUGGGCUCCGAGUCA